AUGCGGCAAUCUAGAGAGGUAGACGAAAUCAGAGCCCGACAGAAUGCCCUCUAUGAGAAAAUUGUCGUCCCAUUGAAACGAUUAUCCGACGCCUACCGAGAUGACUGGGAUAUCCAAAGUCUUCCCUCGACGAACGCAACUGAGGCAAUUUCCUACCAAGACAUCUCAAACAAAACCAUUACUGCCUCGGAGUCUGCCAUUCAGACAGAUUUCACGGUUGCAAUAUUCUGUGCCUUGCCGCUAGAAGUCGAUGCAGUCAGCGCGCUUUUUGAUGGGUUCUUUCAAGAUUCUACCCUAUAUCAGAACGCACCAGGAGACUCAAACACAUACACCCUUGGUCGAAUGGGUCGCCACCACGCCGUUUUGGUACACCUUCCAGGUAUGGGAAAGAUCGUUGCAUCCCAAGCUGCCUCUUCUAUACGAUCAACCUAUCCGAACAUCAAGCUCGCCUUGGUCGUCGGGAUUUGUGGCGGUGUUCCAUAUAAGGAUGGACACGAGGAGAUUAUUCUUGGUGAUAUAGUGGUCAGUGAUGGGAUUGUCCAGCAUGAUUUUGGCAGAAGAGUUCCAGGGGCGUUUCUUCGCAAGACAUCUGCAACCGAUGAGCUUGGUCGGCCUAAUGUGGCGAUCCGAGGUUUCCUUUCGAAAAUCAAGACGACGAUGGCACGCAAGCGAAUUGGUAGCAAUGUGGAGAAAUAUCUGAAAGCUGUUAAUCAGACACUUGGCAAUGACACCGCCCGGUAUCCAGGGAUAGAGCAGGAUGAGCUCUUUCAGUCUACUUAUCAGCAUAAACAUCAUGACCCCGAUGCUUGCAUCAGCUGUGUCCAUUCUACCAAUAGCACAGUCUGUGACGAAGUGUUUGAUCUAUCGUGUCAUGAAUUGAAAUGCCACAAGGAUAAACUUGUUCAACGCAAGCGGCUUCAGGCUGCACUUACCCAAGGACAUACGCCUUCUCCCACGAUUCAUCUUGGUCUUAUCGCAUCUGGGGAUACAGUCAUGAAAUCUGGACAAGAUAGAGAUCUCAUCUCUAUGCAAGAUAAUGUGAUAGCUUUUGAAAUGGAGGGUGUAGGGGUCUGGGAUAGCCUACCCUGCGUGGUGGUCAAGGGGGUGUGUGAUUAUGCUGACAGCCAUAAAAAUAAAAUAUGGCAACCGUAUGCUGCAGCAAUAGGUGCAGCCUGUAUGAAAGCUUUACUAGAUGAGUGGUCGCUCUGA
Penicillium salamii is the source of this 1209-nucleotide messenger RNA. The record is from the annotation of a GenBank genome assembly. NCBI's taxonomy places the organism in Eukaryota, Fungi, Ascomycota, Eurotiomycetes, Eurotiales, Aspergillaceae.